CUCUGGUCAUCUCCUGUACUGUGUCCGCAGUCUCUGGUCAUCUCCUGUACUGUGUCCGCAGUCUCUGGUCAUCUCCUGUACUGUGUCCGCAGUCUCUGGUCAUCUCCUGUACUAUGUCCGCAGUCUCUGGUCAUCUCUUGUACUAUGUCCGCAGUCUCUGGUCAUCCCCUGUACUGUGUCCGCAGUCUCUGGUCAUCUCCUGUACUGUCCGCAGUCUCUGGUCAUCUCCUGUACUAUGUCCGCAGUCUCCGGUCAUCUCCUGUACUGUGUCCGCAGUCUCUGGUCAUCUCCUGUACUGUGUCCGCAGUCUCUGGUCAUCCCCUGUACUGUGUCUGCAGUCUCUGGUCAUCCCCUGUACUGUGUCUGCAGUCUCUGGUCAUCCCCUGUACUGUGUCUGCAGUCUCUGGUCAU
This is a messenger RNA of Staurois parvus, 411 nucleotides long. The record is from the annotation of a GenBank genome assembly. NCBI's taxonomy places the organism in Eukaryota, Metazoa, Chordata, Amphibia, Anura, Ranidae.